CCCUGGCGCCGUAGCACAGUAUGUAAUUCUACCUUAAUUGUGGUCAAGUAUUGUUCAUAUGAUAGCUUCUAGUAUUUUGGAGGCUUAAAAAAGACAUUUUUAAGUAGUAUUGGUUCUAUUGCAUUUAUCGAGAAAUGUAUUUACCAAUUAAUGAUAAUAAUCGAUAAAGCCGUUUCGGAGGAGUACGGUAACUAACAUCGUGACACGGGAAUUUUAUAGAUGUUACACAAAAAUAGAUCGUAUUCAUAGUUUGAGCAAAAAAAUCGGUAACCGGAAAUAAUGUCACUUCUCGCACUAUUUACGUUGUUGUUUACCUUUAACGUUAGCCGGGGGUUGUAUUUACUUAAUGCAACAAAAGGGAUUCCAAAAGCCGAACUUGGUAGAAUUAUGAACUGAACACCAUCAUAGCUUUGGCAGUGUCUAUGUACAUGGUUGUAGGAUUUUUGAUGUCUGUAAUUUUAAUUGUAUUAGAGCUAGUUCAGACAUGGCGGAAUCCGUGCGGAUGCAAAUCGCGCGGUUCUAAACGCAAGUGUUCAGACAGACGCGGAUGUAAAUGCGGAGUGCCGUAAUCCGCAUAGAGUGACAGCGUUCUAGUCUAAUCAUGGAAGUCGAAGAAGCAAUAUGUGUGUACUUGUUGCUCCGUAAAAAAGAAAGAAAGAAGAAACGGCACUAUUGGGUGCAUCCAAUAUUACGUGAUCGGCUCACUCAUGGUCAGUUUCAGACUUUAUAUCCAAAAUUAAGAAGUUUUGAACCAAAAUUCUUUAAUUAUUUGAGAAUGUCGAUAAAUUCAUUUGAUGAAUUAUUAGAAAUGAUCAGUGAACAAAUUGCAUCUAAUGAUACCCAUAUGAGGUCAAGCGUGGCCCCAGAAGAAAAACUCGUGAUUACAUUAAGAUAUCUGGGUACUGGUUGUUCCUUUGGAGAACUGCAUUACAACUUUCGUCUUGGCAAAUCUACAAUUACAGGAAUUGUCCGUGAAGUAUGUGAAGCUCUGUGGGAAAAAGUCGCAAAAAAUGUCAUGCCUGAACCCAGCGAAAAUAUAUGGAAGAAAAUAGCUACAGAUUUUGAAAAAUAUGCAAAUUUCCCCAAUUGCAUUGGCGCCAUAGAUGGCAAGCAUAUAAGGAUUACAAAACCCAAUGAUUCUGGAUCUUUGUAUUAUAAUUACAAAACUUUUUUUUCCAUAGUGCUGUUGGCACUUUGUGAUAGUAACUAUUGUUUUUCUUUCAUAGAUAUUGGAUCAUAUGGAAAAAGUAGUGAUUCUGCAAUUUUUAAAAAUUCGGUAUUUUAUAAAAGAUUAAUAGAAAAGUCAUUACACAUACCAAAACCUAAACCAAUAUCUAACACAGAUCCUACGCCAUUGCCAUACGUCAUAGUUGGCGAUGAAGCGUUUGGUUUAUCCGAAACUGUAAUGCGACCCUAUGCAGGUAGAGGGCUAUCAUACGAAAAAAAUAUAUUUAAUUACAGGUUAUCAAGAGCUCGACGUUAUAUUGAAUGCACUUUUGGAAUUCUGGCAAACAAGUGGCGCAUUUUUCAUAGGCCUAUAAACGUUAAUAUAGACUUUGCCGAAGACAUAAUAAAGGCCUGUUGUGUGCUACACAAUUUUGUUAGAACUAGAGAUGGUAUACAGUUUGAAGAUACUUUAUAUACUGGGCCAAUGAGUAAUCUUAAUACAUUACAUGCAGGAAGGGGUACACCGUCAUCAUUAAAUAUUAGAGACAAAUAUGCUAAUUACUUUGUAAAUGAGGGUCGUGUAGAAUGGCAAGACACAAAAAUAUAAAAACUUGAGAGGUGUCAAGGGACACCCGGAUAGAACGAAGUUGACCUCACUGGAGGCGAGUAGCGAGGCGCGGUGUUUGCGUGCGUGAGAAUCGUGAGAUUUUUUUCCGUCUAGCCCCCUUUCACAACGCGCGAUAAGGAACUUCGUUCCAAAAUUAAAAUUUGUUACAGUUCGCGCCAAAUAACUAAACUCAAGAUGGCGUCGCGUCGGUUGCACAUAGUCACUAGCUACUCCGUUACUAUGCUAACGUGAUAUUUUUCCCGGGCCCGAUACUUACCUCCAAUCACAAUAACAACAUUUUUAUAUAGUUUAGUUACUUGGGGUGGACUGUCAAUUACAAAAUAUGUAAACUACCCUGAUAAAUGUAAAAUUAAAUACAUACUGACCAAAAAGAACCUUUUUUUCCAAAGAAUCCUCAUUUUCUCCAAAAAUCUCCACCAGCUCCGUUUCUAAUAAUUUUAUUGGAAUAU
This is a messenger RNA of Trichoplusia ni (cabbage looper), 2244 nucleotides long. Its product is annotated as protein ALP1-like. The transcript is spliced from 2 exons. NCBI's taxonomy places the organism in Eukaryota, Metazoa, Arthropoda, Insecta, Lepidoptera, Noctuidae. The coding region runs from base 602 to 1774 and encodes 390 amino acids. The record is from RefSeq and is a predicted model, not a curated record.